This is a messenger RNA of Yamadazyma tenuis ATCC 10573, 873 nucleotides long. The record is from RefSeq and is a predicted model, not a curated record. NCBI's taxonomy places the organism in Eukaryota, Fungi, Ascomycota, Pichiomycetes, Serinales, Debaryomycetaceae.
AUGAAUCCCAGCCAAGGACUACUUGGAAGCAUAUGGCACCAUUCAAUACAAUCUAUAAGAGGCUUACGCUAUAAAGCAAGCGCCAGAAAGUACCCCACAGUUUUUGUCGAUGAUGUGGUAUUGGAUAAACCAAGAUAUGGGUUCCGAAAGGAAAGACAACCAUUAUUAUCACAAUCAGUAACUGAUUCAGUAUUUCCUGCUGAAGAAAUCAGAAAAUUAUACAUUGAGCAAGACAAGCCUGUACCCAUAAAGUUCAGAUCUCGAAGUGAUAAAAUAGCCAGAAGAAACCUUGAGAAGUAUGCUGAUGAAAUCGCAUCUGGCGAAGCACAUUUCAAAUUGGGACAAAAACAAGUAUACUUACCAAAAGCUCGUAUUGCCCUUUUGAGAUCAAAUGCCAAACACACCCCCUACCAGGCCAAAUUCUUGGUUCCUAGAAACUUCAAUAAAUUGGACUUGAGAGACUACUUGUGGCACGUGUAUGGGUUAAGAGCUUUAAACAUAACAGUCCAAUUAUUGCAUGCCAAGUUCGAAAGAUCAAUGACUGACAUGGGAAGGUACAGAGGUCCCCAGUAUAAGAAAAUGACAAUUGAUAUGGAAGAACCCUUUGUUUGGCCCCAACUUCCAGCUGAAGCGAAGCUGUUCUCUGAAACAAUUGAAAAUCAAACUGAUAUCAUUGAAAUUAAGAAUAGCUUAGGUUCCGAUAAGGAUAAGCAAACCAAUGCAUUUGACGGCUUGUAUAAAAAGCCGGUCUUGCCUAACAAGUUUAUAACAAAACUGUUCAAGCAAGAAGCUGAGAAAAAAAUGAACAAAUAUAAUGAAACAGUUACCUUGAAGAGUAACAAAGAUUUGGUUAACCAAUUUUUGGGCUAUUAA